This is a messenger RNA of Racocetra fulgida, 946 nucleotides long. NCBI's taxonomy places the organism in Eukaryota, Fungi, Glomeromycota, Glomeromycetes, Diversisporales, Gigasporaceae. The record is from the annotation of a GenBank genome assembly.
GCCAGAAUUAGCCAGUUUUGUAUAUAUGGCUAUCAACCAAAAACGUCAGGACCACCCGCCACCACAUCAAGAUUCGCAUGAUUCAAAGGACCCAAAAGGAGGCAUGUGUAAUCCCUAUCUGCUUACCGCCACUUCCAUGGAACAAUAUAUGGGUCAAAUGACAUUUUACCAAGAUAACUCUGGAUCGUUAUGGUUAUCUGGUCUUUAUCAAACUGGAUUUAAUCCUAAAAAAAAUGAUUAUUUCUUUUCAAUUGUUGAUAGUUGUAAUAAUAGUCUUUAUGAUCUUACAAGUUCGAUGGGAAUAGAGUGGAAUAAAUGUGAUUCAUGUUCUAGCAAAAGUCAUAGCUCUCACUAUAAAAGGGGAAGAAGAAAUACGGAGGAAAAGUGUGAUGAUGAAAAUUGGGGUACGAUGGGGUGGGUGGUUAAAGUUAAUGAUUUAACUUGGGAUUGUGAUGGACGAGGAGUUUAUCAUCAAGCAGAUCAUAGUUGUAGAAAGGGUGGAAAACGUGCACUUAGUGAUCAAGGGCCAGAAAGUGGAUUAUAUCUUCAAGUUGGUUCUACUGGUGGUUCUUCGACUAAUACUCCAAUUAAUGUUAAUAAUGAGGGUAAUGUAAUUGCGCCGCCUCCACCAGACGCAAAUCCACCAGCAGCAAAUCCACCGGCAGCAAAUCCACCAGCACCAGAUGCAAAUCCACCAGCACCAGAUGCAAAUCCACCAGCACCAGAUGCAAAUCCACCAGCACCAGAUGCAAAUCCACCAGCACCAGAUGCCAAUCCACCAGCACCAGAUGCCAAUCCAUCACCAAAUGCCAAUCCAUCACCAAAUGCCAAUCCACCACCAGAUGCCAAUCCACCACCAGCAACUGAAGCACCAGCGCCAACAGGUGCACCACCGGCGCCAUCAGAUACGGCAGCUCCAGCUGCAAUUCCAACACCAACAUCCUAA